This is a messenger RNA of Symphalangus syndactylus (siamang), 2019 nucleotides long. It is a transcript of the gene BORCS8, whose product is annotated as BLOC-1 related complex subunit 8. The record is from RefSeq and is a predicted model, not a curated record. Gene Ontology annotation, cellular component: BORC complex. NCBI's taxonomy places the organism in Eukaryota, Metazoa, Chordata, Mammalia, Primates, Hylobatidae.
GCCGUCCCAGCCUCCGGGCUUCCGGUCCCGUUUCCAGGUUCGCUCGGCUACGGUCGCUAUGGAGGAACCGGAGAUGCAGCUCAAGGGGAAGAAAGUCACGGACAAGUUCACUGAGAGUGUCUACGUCCUGGCCAACGAGCCGUCUGUGGCCCUGUACCGGCUGCAGGAGCAUGUACGUCGCUCCCUCCCUGAGCUGGCCCAGCACAAGCGCCGUGAAGAACCUGGUGGACAGCAGCGUCUACUUCCGCAGUGUGGAGGGUCUGCUCAAACAGGCCAUCAGCAUCCGGGACCAUAUGAAUGCCAGUGCCCAGGGCCACAGCCCGGAGGAACCACCGCCGCCCUCCUCAGCCUGAUCCUGGAAGAGACUCGGGGCCCCCCAGCCUCCGCCAACCCAGGCCAUAGGCCCUAAAUCCCAGAGAUUUCCACCCCCCAAGACAGAGAAGGAGCCCACAUUUCCUCUAUCCUACCACAUGCCAGCAGCCUGCUUUACCCGUACACAGUCUCUCAGGCAGCCCAGCAUGGGCAAUUACCCACCUAUCUCUGGGACCUCCCCACCAAUCUACUGCCUACCUGCUGUGUGACUGAGAAAAUUCACUACCCUCUCUGGUCUCUGUGUUUACUUUCUGUAAAGGUGGCUCAUCAGGUGACCGAGAGAGUGCAGGGCACAGUGACGGAUGUGCUUUGGAGCAGUCAGCUAUUGCUGCAUAACACAUCAUCCCAAAACUUAGUGGUUUACAGCCCCAGUAAUUAACCUACUCAUGAUUCUGCACUUUGGGCUGGGCUCAGCUGGGUGGUUCUGCUGCUCUCCCUGGGGCUCACCCAUGUGGUGCUCAUGGGAGCUCAGCUGCAGCUGCAUAGUCAGGGGGGCCCUUGGCCAGGACUGUUGGCAGCAGGGGUCAGGUUUUCCUCGUGGCCUCUCCAGCAGGCCAGCCUGGGUUUCUCCUGGUGGCUGGGAGCCAGGAGAGCAGCUCCCAUGCAGAGUGCCGGUUUCACAUUUGUGGGUGGCCCAUCCGUUGAGGCCAGUCACAUGGCCAGGCCCAGGACCAGAUGGGAGAGGACCACACAAGUGCAGCGUGAGCUGUGGGAGGUGUGGCUGACCACGCUUAGAGAGUAUGGUGCCAGGAAAGAUCUGAUGUGUCACCAUUCUGUAUUCGUGAUGGGCAGACACAGGCAGGUCAAAGGGGCCCCGGGGACUUACCGAGCCCCUGCCUAUUGGCCAGGCACUGUGAUUGUCCUCGGUGCUAUGGAAGCCCUCUCAGAGGUCAAGGGGAGGCAGGUGGAGACAGAGCCUCUGUAGGCCUUUCAAGCUGUAGCCUCAGAGCCCAGAGGCAGCCGAAUUCAUGUGUCCAGUCAGAGAGCACUUAGUGGGCACUGCAGUCAAUCAGAGAACGCUUAUUGGACACCACAGGCAGCAAGCAUUUAUUGAGUACCUCUGGCAGUUGAUGCACACUUCCUGAGCACCUGUUCAUAGCAGGCUUAGCUCUGGAUGUGGGUUGGUGAGGAAUCCCACAGGCUGAGGGGUGGCCUGGGAGCUUUCUGGGGGGUCUGAAGCAGGAGGGGCUGCCUGAGUGGGUCAGCAGCCCAGCCCAGUGCCCUACGCAGCCCUGCCCACACCCCCAACCCAGCCUCUGUCUCCCCAGUCCCAUCCCCCACACCCUGGUCCUUCCUACUUUGUGCCUCGAGGACACUGCCCCGCUGCCCUCCUCACUCCCCAGCAUCUGCUGUCCCCUCCGCUGCUGCUCCCCGGCAGGAUUGCUGUCUCAUCCACAUUUGUCCCUGCGGAGUCCCUCGCCUCUGCCCAGAACCUCCAGCCUCAUGCUGCAUCUCAGAGCCUUUUUUUUUCUCUUUUUUUUUUUUUUUGAGAUGGAGUCUCACUCUGUCACCCAGGCUGGAGUGCGGUGACGCGAUCUUGGCUCACUGUAACUUCUGUCUGUCAGGUUCAGGCGAUUAUCCUGCUUCAGCCUCCCAAGUAGGUGGGACGACAGGUGCCUGCCACCUCGCCUGGCUAAUUUUUGUAUU